GAGAGACUCACAGGCGGGGCUUUCCACUGUUUUCUUCCGGGACAUGAUUGUCACCAGAAAUGGCUUCUCUUGACAGGGUAAAGGUCUUAGUUUUAGGAGAUUCCGGGGUGGGAAAGUCUUCUUUAGUCCAUCUGCUAUGUCAGAACCAGGUUUUAGGAAAUCCAUCAUGGACUGUUGGCUGCUCUGUAGAUGUACGGGUUCAGGACUAUAAGGAGGGAACCCCAGAGGAGAAAACCUACUACAUUGAACUGUGGGAUGUUGGAGGAUCUGUUGGCAGUGCUAGCAGUGUCAAAAGCACCAGAGCUGUCUUUUACAAUUCAGUUAAUGGGAUUAUAUUGGUGCACGAUUUGACAAAUAAGAAAUCCUCUCAGAAUCUCUACCGCUGGUCACUAGAGGCUUUGAACAAGGAUUCCUCUCCAACAGGAGUCAUUGUCUCAAAUGGUGACUAUGACCGAGAGCAGUUUGCUGAGAACCCAGUGCCUUUGUUGCUGAUUGGCACCAAGUUUGACCAGAUCCCAGAGAACAAACGCAAUGAAGUUCUCACCCGGACGGCCUUCUUGUCUGAGGACUUCAACGCAGAGGAGAUCAAUCUCGACUGCACCAACCCAAGAUACCUUGCUGCAGGCACGUCAAAUGCAGUGAAACUUAGCCGAUUCUUUGAUAAGGUAAUAGAGAAGAGAUAUUUCACAAGAGAUCCAAGUCAGAUGACGGGUUUCACAGACAGAAAACGGUUCAACUUCAAAAGUUUGCACUAUGACUGAAAAACUGUGAACACAACAGCAGUUUUCUGUGGUUUGACAUCCUUUUACAACACAAUUCAACCAUCACACUCACUCACAUACUUUCGAUACCUGCCUCCCAGCAAACCCCCCACCUACCCACCACGUAUUGACUGCUAUUUCUCCUUCAUGAAAAUCAUUCCGAAUGUGUA
Molecule: messenger RNA, 931 nt
Organism: Thunnus maccoyii (southern bluefin tuna)
Lineage: Eukaryota; Metazoa; Chordata; Actinopteri; Scombriformes; Scombridae
Gene: rabl3
Product: RAB, member of RAS oncogene family-like 3
Exons: 8
Coding region: 60-761 (233 amino acids)
Biological process (GO): intracellular protein transport
Cellular component (GO): endomembrane system
Molecular function (GO): GTPase activity
Source: RefSeq, a predicted model, not a curated record